Messenger RNA from Rosa chinensis, 4688 nucleotides. RefSeq names its product TMV resistance protein N. The transcript is spliced from 4 exons. NCBI's taxonomy places the organism in Eukaryota, Viridiplantae, Streptophyta, Magnoliopsida, Rosales, Rosaceae. Gene Ontology annotation, biological process: defense response; signal transduction. Gene Ontology annotation, molecular function: protein binding; ADP binding. Bases 576 to 4595 code for a protein of 1339 amino acids. The record is from RefSeq and is a predicted model, not a curated record.
AGACCAGUCUCCUUCUGCUAAAGUCUUCUCGAUCUACAACCAUCCUCACCCAUUUCUUUCACCUAGUCUCUCUCUAAUCUCACUAAAUCUACACUUCUCGAUCUCAGUCUCGUCCUCAGUCUCAUCCUUGCUUGCUUCUCGAUCUUGUUAUAGUUUCUGUUCAAGUACUGCGGCUACGUGAUUCUCAUAUUUUAACACUGAACCGCAACUUCAAAUUGACCCCAAACUCAGGUUAAAGCUCCAUUAAUUUCUCCUUAUUUACGUUGUUUUGCUAUAUAUCUACUAAUCCAUUCGUUUCAGUAUAAUAUUUGGCGUUUAUUUUUUUUCCUAGUAUUUUAUGCAGCUCUACUGAUGAUUUUUUUUUGUAAAAGAGGCUUUAAUGCCAAUUGUUUAUGAAUUUCUAUUCAAAAUUACUUGUGAUCAAAUUAGUUUCCCACCAAAAAGCAAAGCAACUAAUGUUUAUCGCUUCAUACUCGAUUCGUUUAUUAGAAUGAACGUUCAUAUAUAGUGGAUUUACAAGGAAAUCCAUCAUUGUUUCUAUUUUCUAAGCAGCAGGACAGUAGGUUCAAUUGGAAAUGAGCACAGAGAGCUCUUCACCUCCUCGGUGGAAAUAUGAUGUCUUUUUGAGUUUUAGAGGUGAGGAUACUCGAAAGGGUUUUACAGACCAUUUAUACACUGCAUUGGAUCAUCAAGGAAUCACAACUUUCAGGGAUGAUCCUGAACUUCACAAAGGGGAAGCUAUUUCUCCAGCACUUUCUGCUGCAAUUGAAGAAUCAAGAUUUGCCCUCAUUGUUCUCUCACAAAAUUAUGCAUCGUCAACGUGGUGCUUGGAUGAACUUGUGAGAAUUCUUGAAUGCAUGAAAGCAAGAAAAACUGUGCUGCCAAUUUUCUAUGAUGUUGAUCCCUCUGAUGUACGAAAGCAAACAGGGAGUUAUAGAGAAGCCUUUGCUAAUCAUGAAGAAAGGUUUAGGAAUGACGAAGAGAAAGUGCGGAGGUGGAGAUAUGCUUUAACAGAAGCGGCUAGUUUCUCAGGGUGGAAUUCAGAGGAAUGGUAUGAAUCAAAGCUCAUAAGAGAUAUUGUUGAAGUUAUAUGGACAAAAUUGCAACCUGCAUCAUUCAGUUAUGCAGAAAAUCUAGUUGGAAUUUACUCAAGAUUGCAGCCGCUCAAUUUGCUUUUAGGUGCAGGGGUGGAUGACGUCCGCUUCAUUGGUAUAUGGGGAAUGGGCGGGAUUGGUAAGACUACUAUGGUAAGAGCGGUGUAUGAGAGAAUCUCUCGUGAAUUUGAAUUUAGUUUCCUUCUUACCGAUAUUAGAGACUCCGUUGAAAAAAGUGGUUUACUUAAUCUACAAAAGCACCUUCUCUCUGGGAUUUGGACAAAAAAGGCCGACAUUUUAGACCUUCAUGAAGGAGCCACCAUAAUAAGGAGGUUGUUAGGUCACAAGAAAGUUCUUCUCAUUCUUGAUGAUGUGAUCCAUUCAAGCCAUUUGAAAUAUUUGGCAGGAAACCAAGAUUGGUUUGGUUCAGGGAGUAGAGUUCUCAUUACAACUAGAAAUGAGCAUUUAUUGAUCGAACAUGGAGUCGAGAGAAGAUUGAAGGUUGAGGAAUUUAAUGAUGAGGAUUCUCUUCAGCUUUUCAGCUGGAAAGCAUUCAAAAGAGGUUACCCUGAAGAGGAUUUUCUUGAUCUGUCUAAAUCUGUCAUAAAUUAUGCCAAAGGUCUCCCUUUAGCUCUUGAAGUACUGGGCUCUUUUUUGCAUGGAAGAGAUCUAAGUGAAUGGAACAGUGCAUUGAGAAAACUAGGAAGAGUCUGUAACUUGGAAAUUUUUGACAUACUUAAAACAAGUUAUGAUGGUCUAGAUGAUGAAGAGAAGACAAUAUUCCUAGACAUUUCAUGCUUUUUUUGCGGAAAGAAAAAAGAUCGAGUAACAGAAAUACUGAUAAGUUGCGAUGUUUCUGCAAUUAUUGGAAUAAAAGUCCUUAUUGAAAGAUCUCUUUUGACUGUUUCAUAUGGAAGACUACAGAUGCACGAUUUGCUGCAAGAAAUGGGUCGGGAAAUUGUCCGUCGGGAAUCUACUAAGGAGCCAGGCAGGCGCAGCAGGUUAUGGCUUCCAGAAGAUGUCAAACAUGUCUUGACCAAAAAUACUGGAACAGAAGAAAUAGAAGGCAUUGUUCUGCACUCAACUGAGGCUGGAGUAAAGGUGGACGUGAAUGCUAAAUCCUUUUCAAUGAUGAAUAGAUUGAGAUAUCUUGUCAUUAAGAAUGUGAACCUAUCGAAUGGGCUUGAAUGUCUUCCCAAUAGUUUACGGAUUCUUAACUGGACCGGGUAUCCCUUGAAAUCUCUCCCAACACAUUUCAACCCUGAGAAGCUACUAGAACUUAACUUGUGCCAUAGUUGCAUUGAACAUUUUCCGUUGGAAAUAGAGCCUUUAUACAAUUUGAAAACUAUUAAACUCAGUGACUCUUUGAAUCUUGUCAACACCCCAAACUUUAAAGGUAUGCCACAUCUUGAGGUUCUGUUUCUAGAAGGUUGUACAAGAUUAUAUGAGGUUGACCCAGGAGUUGAAGUGCUCAAAAAACUUACGAUGCUGAACUUAAAAAAUUGCAAGAAUCUCGUGCAUUUUGCAAGCAGUGUACGUGGCUUAAAAUCUCUCAAAGUUCUUAAUCUUUAUGGUUGCUCAAAGCUCAAAAAGCUACCAAAUGACAUGGGUCAUUUACAAAGUUUGGUCGAGGUUGAUGUGAGUGGAACUUCUAUACGAGAACUACCGUGCUCUAUCGGCAUGCUUGAAGGACUUGUUUCUAUGUCCUUGAGAGAUUGCAAACAUCUGGUGUGUCUUCCAAGCAGUGUAGGUGGCUUAAAAUGUCUCAAAGAUCUCAAUCUUUCUGGUUGCUCAAAGCUCAAAAAACUACCGAAUGACAUGGGUCAUUUAGCAAGUUUGGUCGAGGUUGAUGUGAGUGGAACUUCUAUAAUAGAACUACCUUGCUCUAUUGACAUGCUUGAAGGACUUGUUUCUAUGUCCUUGAGAGAUUGCAAACAUCUGGUCUGUCUUCCAAGCAGUGUAGGUAGAUUAAAAUGUCUCAAAGAUCUUAAUCUUUCUGGUUGCUUAAAGCUUGACAAAUUGCCAGAGGAGUUGGGCCAUAUAGAGUGUUUGGUAGAGAUUGAUGCGAGUGGAACUCCUAUACGAGAACUACCUUGGUCAAUUGGCAUGCUUGAAGGACUUGUUUCUAUGUCCUUGAGAGAUUGUAAACAUCUUGUGUGUCUUCCAAGCAGUGUAGGUGGCUUAAAAUCUCUCGAAGAUCUCAAUCUUUCUGGCUGCUCAAAGCUUGAUAAAUUGCCAGAUGAGUUGGGUCUUGUUGCCUGUUUGGAGAAGUUUGAUGUGAGUGGAAGUGGCAUAAAAGAAGUGCCAUCCUCUAUUGGUCUUUUGAAAAACCUCAAAAAAUUAUCUCUUGCUAGAUGUAAAGGAGAGUCACCUCAAUCAUGGAACAUGAUGUUGAAUCCUUUUCAGUUAUUGCGAAAAAGAAGUCACACUUCGGCAGGAUUGUCGUUGGCCAAUUUGUCUGGUUUGCAUUCAUUAACCAAACUGGAUCUAAGUGACUGCAAUCUUUCUGAAGAAGCAAUCCCCAGUGAUUUUGGAUGCUUGUCCUUGUUAAGAGAAUUAGAUUUGAGCAAAAAUCAAUUUGUUAGACUACCUGAGAGCAUCGGCCAACUCUCUAGACUUGAUUAUCUCCACUUGGAUUGGUGCUGCAAGCUUCAGACAUUGCCAGAUCUUCGAACUGGUUUAUGGGUAAACAUCAGCAACUGCAUUUCAUUAGACACAUUGCCCAAUCAAAUAGGAAAAUUGAAGUGUGUUAACUGUUUGAAAAUGGUGGAGGAUGAAAGCUGUAAGAGUACAGCACUUUCAUUGCUAACACGCUACCUGAAGUUUCAACAUUGGACUUCUUCCGGAUUUACCCGUAAUUUUCACUUUGUUGCUCCUGGAGAUGAAAUUCCAGAGUGGUACAAUCACCAAAAUGUGGGGUCCUUGAUAACUGUAGAGCUGCAUCCAGGCUGGUUUACCAACAAGUGGUUGGGAUUCACCUUCUCUGUCGUUUUUAGACCACUCCCGCCUUCGGGUGAUUGGUCCGUUGCAUGCUUCUUGACAGCCAAUGGAAAAUCCGUGGCUCGCUUUGCUCUAUCUUAUGGGGAAAAGUGGGGUCGACCUGUGUUGGAUCACAUUUGGUUCUUCUGUUGGCACCGUGAUAAUCCCGAUAAUUAUUAUUACGUUGGGGGUCAGCUUAAUGAGUGGCAAGAUAGCUACUAUCGGCUUGAAUUCUCAUUUAAAUUGGAGGGGGACUGCUGUAGAGCAUGUGAUGGGAAAAUUAUGCUAGCGAAGAAGUGCGGGGUCCGUAUGAUAUAUGAGGAAGAUGUGGAAGAGCUUUGGCAAACAUUAUUGAAGCAGAGCAAUCCCAAGCGAGGCCGUCAACUCUAUGAUGAUGAUGCAGCAUCUAGUAGUACUGCAACUGGUGCAAGUCUGGAAGAAGAAGAAGAAGAACCGCAUCCAAAAAGAUUUAAACGACUGGAGCUUGACGGUGCAGGACCUAGUGACCAGAAAAAUGAUUAAUGCAAUUUUUUGUUUCUGAAAAUGUCUUCUUGUCUUCGAAUGAACACAUGCUUGUUGAUCCCCUCCUAUUUUUUAUUUGAUUAAUUAUGCCUA